AGCUGGCGGGAGGAGGAGGGGAUUAAGUUUGUGUGUGUAUGUGUGUGUGUGUGUGUCAUUUUAAGGUGGAUCUCAGGCAGCCAGAGCCCUGGAGAGAGAGAGGCGGCGAUCGAUAAAGGGAGCGAUGCAGCGCUGAGAGGAGGAGGGCUUUGCUCCCUGUGGAUAUUUGGAGCCAAGGCAGAGGGUUUAUUGUGGCGUUAUGCACUCAGACUCCUGUGAAUUUUCCUGACUUCUUGGAGGACUGCUUUGCUUUUUGAAUCAGAAAGUUACAAAAUACAGUAAAGAAUGGCACUUGUGGAUAAACACAAAGUCAAACGACAGCGAUUGGACAGAAUUUGUGAAGAAGUCAAUUGUUUCUUUCCAAUGCCGAUUCCAAGUAAGCAUACCAAUAUCGGUCGUUCUCAGAGCUGGGAUGCUGCAGGAUGGUAUGAAGGCAACUGGGAGAAUGAAAGUGCAUUUGAAUAUCAGAGACCAACAGGGAGGAGAAAUUCACUCUCUUACAGUGGAGAAGGAGGUUGGUAUGAGCAGCCAAACCAUAGACCGCAUGAUAUCAUCUUGCAAGGAGGUGCUGAAUUGAAGCAAGAGCCGUACCCAUAUCAGGAUCCAGUUUUUAACCAGGGUCCCUUACGGAAGGGUUCUGUUCCUGACUUUACUUACUACGACAGACAGUCUACAAUGUCUGGACGAAGCUCCUUGCCAGCUCAGGAUUAUUACAGUGACCCAUCUUUAGCUGCUAGAUCACCUAAAGAUCCACGCUACUAUAGAGACCACAUGAUGAAUAGAUCAUUACCGAAUUAUGGGAUUCCCAGUAGCAGAUUGGCUUGGGAUCAGGUACAAGGACGAUCACCUGCCCCGCACGAAGCCAGCCGUGUGUAUAGGGAUCCCAUGAGUAAAAUGAUCCAAGAGGGGCAGAGAAUGCGAAACAGAGAUCCUUCUCCUGCAAGGUAUGGUGUUGAACCACUCACCCCUAAAUAUGGAACAGAACCACCAUCCUUUCCCAACAGGCAGAUCUAUGGUGAUACAGCAGAGAGACCGAUAGAGUCCGCAGCUGCUAGGCAAACUACUCCAACGUGCUUGGUAGUUGAUCCAAAUUCUGCUUCUGUUCCUGAUGGGAGCAUAGGUCCAUCUGCCGUUGCUAUAAAUCGUGGUUAUGGCCCCAUCAGGGAAAAUGUCAAUGCAAAGGUUCCUUAUGAUAGUUAUGACACUGCCAUGACUCCUUCCCAAGCUCAGAUGCCUGCGGCUUUCCCAGGACAAGACAUGAAAAGAAACUUUGAUCCAGAGUUCCUCGGACUUCUGCGUUCAGAAGGUGUAUCUGAAAGCACAUUCAAUGCUUUGGUGCAGCAAGGGUUUGAUUCUCCCAGCCUGCUAGCGAUGAUGGAAGAGAACGAUAUAAAAUCUGUGGCUCCAAAUCUUGGACAGGCAAGAGUGCUUUCCCGCCUUGCCCAUAACUACAAAACAGAAAUGCACCUGCAAAGGCAUGAGAGAAAGAACAGCGUACUCCGUCCCAGGACCCGAUCCAACAGCUUUAGCCAUCGAAGUGAACUGCUACAGAAUGAAUAUGGCAUGCACCCUACUACUGGUCCUGUUGUGGAUGGCAUAACUAUGCAGCAGCCACUUCCUCCUUCUUUACAGCCAGUAUCACCAAGAGUAGGGGAGCUAAACCGUCGCCCAUCCAGUGCUCCAACACAGCACCUUCUGGAAACUGCAACUUAUUCUGCAUCUGGAGCAGCACAUCAGGGGGCUCAUUUUCUACCUAAUUCUGGAUACAGCACUCCUUUACCGUGCAACAUGCACACUCGUCCAGUGUCUGCCUAUUCGGCUCCAACUGGAUUACCAGUGACUACCGUGCAGAAUAACCCACAUGCAAGUUCCAAAACGGCAUAUCCAACCUCUUACACAGUGCCCAUGGAGCUGAUGAAGAGGGACCGAAAUACAUCCAUGUCCCCAAUGCAUAGCCCACACAGCAGCCCUCAGCUUCUCCGAAAGCAAGGAGCCCAAAUGGAUUCCACCCUGACACUUGCUGGCCCGAGUUUUCAUAUGCAACAUUCUCCUUAUCAGAAACUCACCAGACGCACUGGACCACCAGUUAUUGUCUCGACUAUGGCGUCGCCUGAACCAAGUAUUCGCCCACAAAUAAUGAAUGGCCCUAUGCAUCCUCGUCCUUUGGUGGCUUUGUUAGAUGGAAGGGACUGUACCGUGGAGAUGCCAAUUUUGAAAGACUUGGCUACUGUUGCAUUCUGUGAUGCGCAAUCAACUCAGGAGAUUCACGAGAAGGUAUUAAAUGAAGCAGUUGGGGCGAUGAUGUACCACACUAUCACCCUCACCCGAGAAGAUCUAGAGAAGUUCAAGGCCUUAAGGGUUAUUGUUCGAAUAGGCAGUGGUUAUGACAACAUUGAUAUCAAAGCUGCAGGGGAGCUCGGGAUUGCUGUCUGCAAUAUCCCAUCUGCAGCUGUGGAAGAGACAGCAGAUUCCACCAUAUGCCAUGUCCUAAACCUCUACAGACGGAACACUUGGCUGUAUCAAGCACUGAGGGAAGGGACCCGGGUGCAGAGUGUGGAACAGAUACGGGAGGUGGCCUCGGGAGCGGCUCGGAUCCGAGGAGAAACUCUCGGCCUCAUUGGAUUUGGUCGCACUGCGCAAGCAGUUGCAGUUCGAGCCAAAGCAUUUGGAUUCAGUGUGAUAUUUUACGACCCAUACCUGCAGGAUGGAAUAGAAAGGUCUCUAGGCGUCCAGCGAGUCUACACACUCCAGGACCUGCUCUAUCAGAGCGACUGUGUAUCAUUGCACUGUAACCUUAACGAACAUAAUCACCACCUUAUCAAUGACUUUACGAUUAAGCAGAUGAGGCAGGGAGCAUUCCUAGUAAACACAGCACGUGGCGGGCUUGUGGAUGAGAAAGCCUUAACUCAAGCCCUGAAAGAAGGAAGGAUACGAGGAGCAGCACUUGACGUGCAUGAAUCAGAGCCAUUUAGUUUUGCUCAAGGCCCAUUGAAAGACGCUCCUAAUUUAAUUUGUACUCCACACACUGCUUGGUACAGUGAGCAGGCAUCCCUAGAGAUGAGAGAGGCUGCUGCUACUGAAAUUCGUCGUGCAAUCACAGGUCGCAUCCCAGAAAGCCUAAGAAACUGCGUGAACAAGGAAUUCUUUGUCACAACAGCUCCAUGGUCAGUAAUAGAUCAGCAAGCACUUCAUCCAGAGCUCAAUGGUGCCACAUACAGAUAUCCACCUGGCAUGGUCAGUGUCGCACCUGGAAUACCUGGAGACAUUCCUGUUACCCACAAUCUUCCAACAGUGGCACAUCCUUCCCAAGCUCCAUCUCCUAACCAGCCCACAAAACAUGGGGACAACAGGGAGCACCCUAAUGAGCAAUAGCAGCUAAUUUUAAAAAAAUUAGUCAAACUUGGGACCAAGAGACAUUGGAAAGAAGUUAUACAGGAACUAAACAUGGAAUUUGAUACAAAAUUUGUUAUGUUGAUUUUGGACCGAUGCAUCAUUGAUGUUCCAGUGUUAACUACAAUGCGAUAGCAGUCAAGACUGGGGAGAAAGAAACCCUGAAGAGAUCACCUGCACUGAAGUGCUGACAACUAGGAUGAUAUACAUUAAUGAUCAGCUUUGGUUACUGUGUGUUAAGUUUCCUUCAUCUGUGCAUCAAUCACAAGAAUAAAAUAGAAUUCCCCUUCUCAACCUUUGGGAAUAACAGGGCCUAUUUACCUGCAUUUACAACAUUGCAUUAAGCUAACCUGAAAGAGUUAACAUAAGAAAUUUAAGAGGAAACCAUCAUGUGGCUUCAGCCCUUUCUUUACUCACUUGUCUGGUUACCUCUUUUUACUGGAGGAGGAAAUACUGGCAUAGAGAUGAGGAGAAAAAUUUUCUUGUUGCAGUCCUAGCUGGCCAGUACUAUAUUGAAAGUUCUCUUAAUAAAAGUUUAAUUAUAGCCAUUCAGGCCAGGAAGGGAAGAGGGAAAGUGUCAAAUAACACUCCCCUUCUAAAACAUCACAGUAGAAAUGUCUCUCUCAUCUGACCGAUACACUGAAUAAAGUAGCUGUAAAUUCAGUUAUGGCCCCCUAGUGAUGCAAAAAAAAAAAAAAAAUAUUAAGUUUCACACACUAUUUGUACUCAAAUAUAUUUUCUCAGUUUUAAAUCUGCAGCUAUUUUAUCGAGUGCAAGCGUCUUGAGCUGGAAAGGGUUCAAGAAGAAUAAUGUUGCAUUUCCUUAUGUCUCAGGAAACACUUUUUAUGGUAACUUGUCAGACUGUCUAUGAACAAACCCACUUUUUUAGACAUUGAUAAGAGUCUUCUUUUCUUCACGUGAUAUUUUAUACAAGAACACUUCAAAAUGUGUUAUUAGAUGUGACUGAUUUUAACAAAUCCUAUUAGAUUUGUAUCAACUAGUUACAUGUUAUAUUCAUAGUCUUUUGUGAAUCAUCGCCUUUUUUGUUUAAAAAGAUGGCCUAUUUUGAGCCUUUGUAUGGGGGGGUACAUUCCUGUUUCUGUGACAAAAAAAAUCUUAACUGUCCCAAACAGAAAGAACAAUGGCUAUCAGAAGUAUGUUUUGCUUUAGUGUGUUACCGUUAUUGUAUUUGUUUAUUGUGAAGGUGGACAUUUAGCGUUCAGUGCAGUUUUCAAUAAAAAAAGUGAUAAAAUUUCUAUAAUUUUCUGAAAUGUAGAGCCCUCAAUGCAAUUUUAAGAUGCUUUCAAAUAGAAACUCUAUGAAUGUAAAGUUAUGUCAUAACAGUAUUAAUACUAGCCUCUAAGACAUGGCUGUACAACUCUACUGAAAAAGGACAGAUCCUCUGCUGGUAUAAACUAUCACACCAACUAAGGAUCUAAACUGCUAUGUUUCUACACUACAUAUUUAUAAUUUAGAAAUGCUGGAGAAACUCAAGUUUAAUCUUUCUGAUUCAUUAGGAGAUUCAAUUUUAAAAAACCCUCCGUGUGUUACCUUCUGCCCCAUGACUUUUCAGAAAAAUAGGCAUUUGGGAUACAUACUCUUGCUGAUAUUUCAAUUUGUGCAACUUUCAUUUAACCUGCAUAUUAAAGAAACUCACCAUUGCCUCACUGUGCUUUGGGACAAGCUUGGCUGUACAACCAUUUAGUAAGGCUUAACACUAACCUACACUAGACAAAAUGCUAGCAAGUUUCUGGAGAAUCAAGCUUACAGCUGACUGAGCAACACUAAUGGCAUCAAGUUUCACUGCAUGGAAGGACUACUCUUAUUAUGGCCUUGCCCUUUUAAAAUUAAUUAACAGAAUACCAACAUCCACUUGACUAUGGGAAGCAAAUAACUGGAUGGGAAAACAUCUGAAACCAAAAAGUUUCUAAUUACAAAACUUUGUAUUUUUGUUUUAAAUUAAAUGGAAAGCUAUUUACCAGCUUCAAACAUGUUACAGAGAGGUCAUACUUUUCAUAGCUGUCACUCUCCUUUUGUCAAUGAUUUAACAAAGUAUGAAUUAUUAUUCACCAACAGCCUAGAGAAACCAGGAUACUACAACAGGUUAAUUAGAGAGAGGACAUUUGGAAAACAUGAAAAUGAGGAUAAAACAAGAGAAAUCAUUUAAUUCAUAUUGUCAAGGUUUGAAGUGACUAUUUUAAAAAUAACUUGUUGGUACUGUCAUUGUGUUUUAAAAUAAGUAGUUGCAUUUCAGAUGGAUGUAAAUACUGUACUAUGAAACAGAAUAAUUUGUGCCAGUAGUUCCUAGUGCAUCCAUUGCCAGCAGUGGAAUUUGAACCUGGAAAAUAAGUGUCCCAGCACAAAUCUUGCAGAAAAUGGUAGAUGCUGUAUGCUGUCAUCCAGUACUUAUGAAAAAUAAGACCAGAUGCAAAUCAGAGCAAACUUAGACAAUAGCUUCCAAUUAAGUUUUACAGUUCAACAAGAACUAAAAAUGAAUUUAAAAAAAUCCAAACGUUACAGACAAAGUAUCAUAGUAACAGGCUUCAGUUUAAAAACAACACUGUACUUCUGGAGUUGUGACCAGUACAGAGGGAUUCAACUGUCUGUAGUGCAAACACCAACAAAAUACACAAGGAAUAGGUGAGAAUGUGUCCACCCUAACUUAAGACAUAUUACUGGGUCCAAAGAAAUAUGACAGUGGUAUGCUGCAAGUUUUUUCAGACUGAAAAGUUAGUAUGCAAGGGAAGGAGAGAAUAAUGUAUGCCAAAUAGCUGCUCCUCAAGAUUUGUGGCUUUUUCUUUACCUGCAAGCCAGUUUACUGCUGCUUUUGUACUAAUACAAGGAAAGAUGGGGGCUCAUCCAUCAAUCAAGGACAAUGUGAAGCAGAGUUUAUCACAAUAUAGACUGUGGAUAAAAGUGGCCAAAGUGCCACUACUUCAUACAGUAAAGCUCACAAAAGUUACUUCUCAAUUAAAACAAGAAUUCUGCAUUCUUCAAAAAUGCUCGGCAAUACUACUUCAUUAACAAAGUAGGAAACAGUCUAGGAAUGCUGCUUAAAAGCUAUGCUAUAGCAGCACUCCAGACGAUUUCAGCAGACUUUGGUUUAAUAUAUUAAAACAAAAGCAACACAGAGAUUAAGUCUAUUAGAAUUCAUGAAUAGUCAAAGACAAUUCCCAAAUGCAGCAGGGCAAGAGUUUGAAAUAAAAAGCCAAAUAUUGUGCUAUUAUGUCUUCACCACUAUGCCAAAUGGUAAAUUUAAUAUCGAUUGGGUCAAUAUAGGACUUCCCCACCAAGCCUUCAAGUAUGUUAUAUGCCGAGAUUAAUGUACAUUGGCUUGCGUGCUGGGAAAAGGCCAACUGAUUACCCUUUCAUCUAUUGUAAUGCAUGCAAGUGCACAGUCAUCAGAUAAAUGGGGUGGGGCUUACCUAGGGUUUUUUGUUUAAAAGUCUCACUUAAUUUUGAAAACACAAUGAGGCAUGUUAGCCUGAACCUGUCAUUUACAGAUUAGAAGCAAGCAGUAAUGUUUAGCAAAACUGUACAAAAAAUAUCAAAAGUGUCAAUCCAUAACAAAAGGGAGGCAUAGAUAUUAGACAGUAUGGGGUUUGGUUUGCUAUUUAAAUCAAAAGCUGUAAUUGAUUGUAUAGUAAACGGACAUUAAACUAAAUUUCAAAAUGAAAGGAUGCGCAGUUCCUCCAAGUCAGUCAAAUUUGGGUGCAGUCCACCAAUGUUAGAGGAAAGACAAAUCUUGCUUUUGCAACAUCUUUCAAAAGGAAGGUAUUUGAAUCUUGCUUCAUAUGACUUGCAGCAACAGCCUGUCAUGUGGGGGAAGAUAAUCAAUGAAGUAAAGUGUUACCUGCUAUUUGUGUGUUUGUCAAUACCACUUCACAGAGCAUACUGAAAUGAAUGCAUGAGCUCUUAACUUACUUAAAUUAUCCACUGCUCAAGGUACAUGUGGAUUUCACUGUAAAGUAACAACAACAGCUUGGAAGAAUGAGGACAAGGUAUUAACUUUCCUCACUACAACUUAGAAAGCAAACUGAAAUCAAUAUUAUAUAAGAUAGAACCUGUUCACUAUCUGUGAUUCUUCUAUUUUCACUCAGGUAAUUCAUACAUAUACUGCAAAAAACAUGCAUUCUGUUACCUGAAAAUCUGUGCAUGCACCAAUCAAAGGAAACCUAGUGGCCAAAAGCUUGAAGACACAGUUCAUAAUAAACUUCAAUGAAAUUGGAGAGGGAAAAAUUGCUAACUUAAUACAGCACUUCAUUAUUUCUAUAUGUUUGGUGUUUUGUCACCAAGAUUAUCUAGGAGUUGUGCACACAUUUCAAUACCAUCGAAGCAGCAUGUGGAAGAAAAAGCAGCAAGUUCUUUAGUGUUUCCAUGGCCUUAAACUACACAAAAAUAUGCACUUUAUGGAUCUUCUUUUGAAAUUCUAGGUCAUCUACUGCAAAGCUCCCUGUUCACCCACCACGCAUAGUUUUCAAAGUGCUUAUUAAAGAAGAUCUGAAUUGCAUUGUAAAAAACUGGCAUAAACCUUCAGUGUUUCUAAGCAAGGUUGGUUUCAGAUAAACUUUACCCAUAAACUACAUGGCUAAAUUUAUCACAAUAAAAUUUCUACUGAUGAAUAUAUAUGCUGGACUUAAUAUGUUAAGUAUGGCCACAAGUGUCAACAUGCAAGAAAUUCCCGGAUUUACAUAGAGAAAUAUAAAAUACAGUGCUUUGCUUUAAAAAAAAAAAUCACUUUAGAAUGAAGGUUUUUGUUAACUAUUAAAGCUGCCAUGUUCUCACAAAUUUAAAUGAUCAGGGAUUGUCCCUAGUAAAAGGUAGUUUUCACUUGCAAUGUUUAACUAGGGUGAAAGACUCAUAGUAAAAUUGUGUACUGUACAUGUCACAGCAAGACUGGGUUUGGACAAUAUGAAAUUCUCAAAUCACAUUUGAGUUGGUAACUCCACACAAUUGUUUAGUAUGUAAUCUCUGGAACAACAUUUUUUUCUAAAUAAAUAUUUGAAGCAUACUGAGAGACUACUCUUAAGUGUUACAAAGUGAAAUAUUAAUGGAGAGCAGAAAGGAUUUUUCAGAAAACAGUUAUGUUCAUUCAAUGAAAAAUGUAGCUCUUCUUCAGUUUGUUCCUUAAAGAUUUGAUUUUAUUAUAAUGGGCACAACAGUAACUAAAAUAAUAAAAUAAUGAACUUGUUUGUACUUCUGACUUGCUCUGGAUAAUUUGUGCAAACAAAAAAAAA
Messenger RNA from Pelodiscus sinensis (Chinese soft-shelled turtle), 8627 nucleotides. The record is from RefSeq and is a predicted model, not a curated record. NCBI's taxonomy places the organism in Eukaryota, Metazoa, Chordata, Testudines, Trionychidae.